AUGUUCGGACGUGCAUUUGGCGGCAUGGGUGGAAUGCCGAUGGGCAGAAUGGGUGGAAUGCCCAUGGGCGGAAUGGGUGGAAUGCCGCCCAUGGGCGGCUUUGGAAUGAGACGAUUUGGCAUGGGCCAAAUGCCUAUGGGUCUAAUGGGCGGAAUGGGCCCGAUGAUGGGCGGAAUGGGUGGUAUGUGCGGAUGUGAUAUGGGUGGUUAUGGCAUGGAGCCACCGGCAUACUGGUGA
Molecule: messenger RNA, 237 nt
Organism: Echinostoma caproni
Lineage: Eukaryota; Metazoa; Platyhelminthes; Trematoda; Plagiorchiida; Echinostomatidae
Source: the annotation of a GenBank genome assembly